AUGCCGGGAGCGCGCGGUGGCGGCAGCGGCGGCGACGGCAGUCACGGCGGCGGCUCCGGCGGGGACGCGGGCGGGGCGGCGGGCGUGUGGGAAGUGGUCUCCCUCUUGGCGAAGCUGCUGGGCACCGUCGCCGCGCUGAAGGCCGUCCUGUACCUGCUCCGGGUGUGCCUAGCCAUGGCCUGGAAGUCCGGCGGCGCCAGCCACUCGGAGCUGAUCCACAACCUCCGCAAAAAUGGGAUCAUCAAGACAGAUAAAGUAUUUGAAGUAAUGCUAGCCACAGACCGCUCCCACUAUGCAAAAUGCAACCCUUACAUGGAUUCUCCACAAUCAAUAGGUUUCCAAGCAACAAUCAGUGCUCCACACAUGCAUGCAUAUGCACUAGAGCUUCUGUUUGAUCAAUUGCAUGAAGGAGCUAAAGCGCUCGAUGUAGGAUCUGGAAGUGGAAUCCUUACUGCAUGUUUUGCCCGUAUGGUUGGAUCUACUGGAAAAGUCAUAGGAAUUGACCACAUUAAAGAGCUAGUAGAUGACUCAAUAAAUAAUGUCAGAAAGGAUGAUCCAAUGCUUUUGUCUUCAGGGAGGGUGCAGUUGGUUGUGGGAGAUGGAAGAAUGGGAUAUGCCGAAGAAGCCCCAUAUGAUGCUAUUCAUGUAGGAGCCGCAGCCCCAGUUGUGCCCCAGGCACUAAUAGACCAGCUAAAGCCGGGUGGAAGAUUGAUAUUGCCGGUCGGUCCUGCAGGUGGAAACCAAAUGUUGGAGCAGUACGAUAAGCUACAAGAUGGCAGUGUCAAAAUGAAACCUCUGAUGGGAGUGAUAUACGUGCCUUUAACAGAUAAAGAAAAGCAGUGGUCCAGGACUUCGAGUACUAUGUUGAAUAAAAGUGGCGAGAUUGGGCAUCCUUGUCUUGUUCCUGAUCUUACAGGAAAAGCUUUCAGCUUUUCACCGUUGAGUAUGAUGUUAGCUGGGGCUUGUCAUAUAUGGCCUUUAUUAUGUUGAGGGACGAACUGUAAAAGCAACAUCAGCUUGACCAGUAUAUAAUAUUACAGUGGAUUGCUCAUCUCAGUCCUCAGAGCUUUUUGAAAACCAACAGCAUCACAGCUUGUUUUGGACUUUGUUACACUAUUAUUUUCAGCAUGAAAAUGUGUGGUUUUGUAGAGUUUCUAAUUCUUCAAAGAGGCGCAGAAGCCAAACAUACAAGAAUGAUGCAAAGGCUAAAUUUUGAAUGUGUAUAUUAUUUCUUUAACAUGCCCACAUCUUACUUUAAAAUAUUAAAAGAAGGGGUUCUGCAAAAUGGAAACCUUAGUUUGUGAAUAAUUUUGAGGAAUAACUUUUGUUAAACUUAUUUGUUCCAAUAUUAAUAUGUCAAAUUGCUUUUGUGUAUCAGAUAACACCACCAUUCACAAGUUACGACUCUUGGAUUUUGGAUGUCUGUUAGAUGCUACUAAGAAAAUAGAGAUGAGCUUCCUUGUAAAAGCUUUUGAUGUGGUGUCAUAGAAUAGCAUGUUGUAGAUACAAUCAGCUGCUUUGGUAUCUUAAACUAAGCAUUUGUAAAUAUUAAAACUUAAGAUGGCAGGUGAUGUCCCUUAAAACACUCAGCUGUUCGGAUUGGACAUAACUGACAUAGUUCUUCCUUUCUCUCUUUAAAAAUUAUAGGAGACUAGUAGCAGAGUAUUGUUUUUUCUGUUUUGAAUUUGCUGCUGAUAAUGUAUAUGAAUUUAACAUGCUGUGUAAGCUGUGUCCUAGUUACUGAACAGUUUAUACAGUGCUGCUUUGCCAAAUAAAAGUUAAAGUAAAAGAG
Talpa occidentalis (Iberian mole) is the source of this 1792-nucleotide messenger RNA. It is a transcript of the gene PCMT1, whose product is annotated as protein-L-isoaspartate (D-aspartate) O-methyltransferase. The transcript has 9 exons. NCBI's taxonomy places the organism in Eukaryota, Metazoa, Chordata, Mammalia, Eulipotyphla, Talpidae. Gene Ontology annotation, biological process: protein modification process. Gene Ontology annotation, cellular component: cytoplasm. Gene Ontology annotation, molecular function: protein-L-isoaspartate (D-aspartate) O-methyltransferase activity. The coding region runs from base 1 to 990 and encodes 329 amino acids. The record is from RefSeq and is a predicted model, not a curated record.